Echinostoma caproni is the source of this 429-nucleotide messenger RNA. The record is from the annotation of a GenBank genome assembly. NCBI's taxonomy places the organism in Eukaryota, Metazoa, Platyhelminthes, Trematoda, Plagiorchiida, Echinostomatidae.
AUGGUAGCCGAUGAUUCAAACAGCGAAUUUGGUGCAGUCAUCUCUCUAGAAUUCCCAGAUGAAUUACAGAAGGCCGUUUCGAAUGCCGCUAGAUCGUCAGGUGCAAUGGAGCAAAACUAUAGUCAAAUUGAAAAAGAAACUCUGUCCAUCGUCUUUACUGUAGAAGAGUUUCAUAAAAUGCUAUACGGUCGAAAGUUGACACUCCUCAUCAACCACAAGCCACUGAUAGCAAUUUUCGGCUCCAAAAAGGAUAUUCCAGUCUGCAUUGCUAACCGCCUUCAACGUUGGGCACUGAUCAUUCUCAGCUACGAUUUUGAGACCCGCUGUCAGUCGACUACCUCAUUUGGUCAAGCAGAUGCGCUGUCGAAGCUUAUCAAAUCUCCAAGGCCAGAGUCCAAAGAUCGCGUCAUUGAUACUCCAGUUGAUUGA